GAAUCAUACGCUAUGUUCAGUCCUUCUUACAACCCCCUCCCCAAGAUGGCCGCCAUUCGCCAAACUCCGCUAUCUUGCAGUGGUCACACCCGUCCUGUGGUCAAACUAGCCUUCAGCAGACUCACUCCGUAUGGCUACUUUCUCAUCAGCGCCUGUAAAGAUGGGAAGCCUAUGUUACGUCAGGGUGAUACGGGAGACUGGAUCGGCACGUUCCUCGGACACAAGGGCGCUGUCUGGGGCGCUACGCUGAACGAAGAUGCUACCAGAGCCGCUACUGGUGCUGCCGACUUUACCGCGAAAGUCUGGGAUGCUGUGUCGGGGGAGGAAACUGCAACAUUUUCACACAAGCACAUAGUGAAGAGUGUGGACUUUUCUAAGGACAGCAACCAAUUGUUAACAGGGGGAAAUGAAAAACUGUUGAAGAUUUUUGACCUGAACAAGCCAGAAGCGGACCCUGUGGUCUUCACCGGUCACACCAACUACGUAAAGGAUGCGCUGUUUCUGCCGGAUGGGAAACGGUUGGUCAGCGGUGGUGACGACAAAACAAUUAGAAUGUGGGACAUCACAUCACAAACAGAGGUAAAGAAGCUGGACUUUGACAGCAUCGUGACGGACAUGUCUCUGACUAAGGACGGCUCCAUUCUGGUGGUCACCAACGGCAGAACUGUCAGUUUCUUCAACGCUGACAGUUUAGAGAAGUUGAAGUCCUACAGCACACCAUCACAAGUGUACUCAGCCUCGCUGAAUGAAGACAAGGGAUCCUACGUCAUCGGUGGAGAGGACUUCAAACUCUACAAGUUUGACUAUGAAACUGGCUCAGAGCUGGAAUCUUACAAAGGACACUUUGGACCAGUCCACUGCGUGCGUUUCUCUCCCGACGGAGAAUUGUACGCCAGCGGUUCGGAGGACGGCACGCUGCGACUGUGGCAGACAAACGUAGGCACGACGUACGGACUCUGGAAGUGUGUCUUACCCGAGGACGCCAUAGAGGAAAACAAUGGAGGCAAUGGCACCAAUGCAGUAAAGACAGAAGGGUAGAGGGACUGAAAAAAUGUUUUGGCACUAUUUAUUUCCAAACAACAAGACAACUAUGACAAGCAGAGAGUGAAGAGCUUCAGCAAGAGACUUUUGUCUUUAAAAAUGAUAAUCAAGAAGGAAAAAAAAAAGAGUUGCAUUUGAACAUCA
This is a messenger RNA of Branchiostoma floridae (Florida lancelet), 1185 nucleotides long. RefSeq names its product serine-threonine kinase receptor-associated protein-like. Gene Ontology annotation, molecular function: protein binding; RNA binding. The coding region runs from base 13 to 1038 and encodes 341 amino acids. The record is from RefSeq and is a predicted model, not a curated record. Gene Ontology annotation, cellular component: SMN complex. Lineage: Eukaryota; Metazoa; Chordata; Leptocardii; Amphioxiformes; Branchiostomatidae. Gene Ontology annotation, biological process: spliceosomal snRNP assembly. The transcript is spliced from 8 exons.